Molecule: messenger RNA, 1049 nt
Organism: Malaya genurostris
Lineage: Eukaryota; Metazoa; Arthropoda; Insecta; Diptera; Culicidae
Product: non-homologous end-joining factor 1-like
Exons: 5
Coding region: 73-1035 (320 amino acids)
Biological process (GO): double-strand break repair via nonhomologous end joining
Cellular component (GO): nucleus; DNA ligase IV complex
Molecular function (GO): DNA end binding
Source: RefSeq, a predicted model, not a curated record
GUGUAAACGGGGCAUCAACCAAUUUUUACAUACAAAGUUUUGUGUUGUGUAUUUCAGUUGCAAACAAUCAAAAUGCAAGAAUUUUUAAAAAUCAACGAUAAGUUCUACAUUGUCCACAUCCAGCGAGUAAACGAUAGAGAAGAGCAACCAAGCGCAGCGGAGCUGCUAUUGCAAUGUAGUAUUUUCGAUAUGAUUCAACUUUGGAGUGAAACGAUAUCUAUCACAAACCUGAUCGAACGAGAAAAGAAAAACAACGCGAUAAUUGAAUAUUCGCCAGACAUAGUGGACGAAACCCUGCUAGCUAGGAGAGCGGAUGGCUAUAACCUACAGGAAAGUAACGACAGCUCCUUCGAAAUGUGUCUCAACAUGAAGUAUUACGUUUCGGGGAUUCCUGUGACAUUCAACUUGCAGCUAAAGCAGGCUAGUCGUGAAGAGCUGUCCGAAAAUAUUUUACUACCCGUUUGGCGUACGCUCCUUCUUCUACAUGAAGAAAAUUGUACUCUCAAAGACAUGCUAUUGAAGAAGGACAUUGAAAUUGAGCAGUAUAAAGUUGAAGGGGCCAUCCUUAAACGAAAUCUAGUUGCAACUACGAAAUUCGAUGAAACAAAGUUUUGUAAAACAUUUCCACUUAGUUUCCCGGAUCAGGGACUGAAAGUGCUAGAAUUAAUCAAAAACAAGGAACGCCGAGCUAGUCUAAUGAAACUGUUGCAGAUACAAUUCAAUGAAUCAAGCGCAAAGCAAGCGAGCCCGACCAAAUUAUCUAGCACAACUGCACUAUCGCCGACCAAAAGAAGUCCAGGAACCCGUGCAAAAGGCUUAGAUGCUCUCUAUGCGAAACAAAGGAUACCAAAAACGCUGCCAUCUUCGUUUCUGUCGAGAAAACGACUUCCGCUGGAUUUAGCUGACGAAGAUGAUAAAAAGGUGAUUCCAAGAACCGAUAAUACCAGCUUCGAUGUAGGCAAACCCAAUGAUAGCAUCAGUGAACUGAAUGGCAGUAGAGGAAGCGUUAAAGUAAGGAAAAUAACGAAACUGUAAAUGUAUUUAUAUAU